Molecule: messenger RNA, 1584 nt
Organism: Punctularia strigosozonata HHB-11173 SS5
Lineage: Eukaryota; Fungi; Basidiomycota; Agaricomycetes; Corticiales; Punctulariaceae
Exons: 1
Coding region: 1-1584 (527 amino acids)
Molecular function (GO): protein binding
Source: RefSeq, a predicted model, not a curated record
AUGUCGGCCUUCCACAGACGUCAAAGCAUAGAUCGCGACAUCGAUACUUUGUUGGAAGAGAUAUUUGUCCUAGCCGAGCGUGUACGGGUCCUCCGCGGGCAUCGCAAUCAGCUGGCACCGAUCUCCCGAAUCCCCCCGGAUGUCCUGCUAUCAAUAUUCCGCCUGUCCAUGCCCGAGGAGGGCAAACGUCUGUUUCCUUCCAGCCACAACUUCUCGCACGUUUGCCAAUACUGGCGUUAUCUCGCGGUAGACAGUCCCUUGCUCUGGUCGAAUGUACCUCGGAACACACACGAACUGACCGCGAUGUUCUUGGAGCGGUCACAAAGGAUCCCGUUGACCUUCUGCGUGAAGAAUGACAAGCAUGUUGAGGACGCCGCAAUCAACAUUGCCCUUGAUCAUAUGGACCGCACUCAAACGUUGUAUCAUCGCGCUUCGACCAACAAAAUCGGGGAUUACGUAGAUCGCCUAUCACGGCCUGCCCCAUCACUUGUCCAAUGCACGAUUAUCUGGACAUCCUACGGACGGAAGGUACCGCUCCCAGACACGUUCCUUGGUCUGUAUGCGCCGCGGCUGCGAAACCUGCAUCUCUGCGGUCUAGAUCUCCCAUGGCGCGCCUUGUGUCAACCAGGGCUCGUACGGAGCCUGACAAGCUUGACACUGCGCAUCUCAUCCUCGUCUUUGUCGGUUCGGGACGUUAUCGCGACGCUAAGGGCAACGCCCGCACUGGAGAACCUCGUCAUGGAGAAACUGUGGUAUCAGGAGGCGCGGACUGCUCCGAUGGACGACGUAAACAUGAUUGCGGAUGUCGACGUCGAAUUGUGCAGCCUAACGACUUUGAAGAUACGCGAAGAGGCAAACCGUCUUUGUAGCUACCUACCCUUUACUCGGGUUCCGCCAACCACUUCGGUGUCCAUCGAGCUCUUUGGGGAUUCAUGCGACCUUACCCCAUUAAAGGACUUCCUCGAGGGUCUAAAUCCAGCCCAAGAGCCCGUUCGUUGCUUAGCAUAUACAAAAGGUACUAGCCCCUUGGACGGCUCGCUCGUCAUCGAGCUUCACGCGGACCCAAUCUCGGUCGGCGGUCCUUCUCAGAUCGAGGAGUACAAGGACUCAAUCACAGACGAAGAUCACCCCUGUUUACUGCGAGUAGCCGUACCAGUCACCUGGAGAAGCGCUGGCCACCCGAUCCUGGGCGCAAUGCGCCUUGCCGCCGUUGGCUGCCUCGAUGUGUCGCUCAAGGAGGACGACGCGAUGUUCUCCAGACACCUCUUAGAACAUUGCACGAACGCGACCGAGCUGCUGCUCGUGGGAGUGCUCACGUGCGAGGUCAUCCUGCCCACGUUGGUUCCUCAAGCAGAGUCGAAUAUGGUGCGGCUGCUCCCGGAUUUGAGACGGAUGCGGAUUCAUCUGCACUGGCGGGACCUCCCGGAAAUGGUGAUGACGGACUUGAAGGCCGUUCUUGCAGAUAGAAAUGGUGUCUCGGCACCGGAGCUCCAGCUUAGCAUCAACAGAGAUGUGGAAUCGACAAUAUAUGCCAGCCUUUCCCAAGCGGCUGGACGUCCCGGACUUGUGAUUUCAGAGUACUGA